GAUGGGUCAUCUAUAUAGUUCCUAACGCCUCUCCCUUACCUUACAUGCAUUACAAUUUCUCUCACACCCAUUUCUUCAUUUAAAACCUCAUUCUCCCUAAAUCUUUCCACCACCCUCUCUCUCUCUCUCUCUCUCUCUCUCUCUCUCUCAAAACAAAACCAAAACCAUGGUUGUUUUAUCUAAGCCAACAUUAAACAAUUUCUUACUUGUAAAGUCAUCAUGCAAACCAACAACAACUAUGUUAAAUGGAAUACCAGUCGUCGACCUUGCAGACCCGGAAGCAAAAACACUUAUAGUAAAUGCUUGUAAAGAAUUUGGAUUCUUUAAAGUUAUAAACCAUGGUGUUCCAUUAGAACUUAUGUCAAAUUUGGAAAAUGAAUCACUUAGAUUCUUCAAAAAACCACAAUCAGAGAAAGACAGAGCAGGUCCUCCUGAUCCUUUUGGUUAUGGAAGUAAGAGAAUUGGAUCAAACGGUGAUGUUGGUUGGGUUGAAUAUAUUCUUCUUAAUACUAAUCCUGAUGUUGUCUCUAACAAAUCUCUUUCCAUUUUCCGUGAAAAUAGACAGAAUCUAAGGUCUGCUGUGGAAGAUUACAUUGAUGCAAUGAAGAAAAUGUGCUGUCUAGUAUUAGAAUUAAUGUCUGAAGGAUUAGGUAUUGAACCAAAGAAUGUAUUAAGCAGAUUAUUGAAGGAUGAAAAAAGUGAUUCUUGCUUCAGAAUAAACCAUUACCCACCGUAUCCUGAGGUGCAACAAGCAGCAUUAAAUGGAAGGAAUGUGGUUGGGUUUGGGGAGCAUACAGACCCACAAGUAAUUUCUGUCUUGAGAUCUAAUAGCACAUCAGGUCUGCAAAUCUGUCUAACUGAUGGAACAUGGGUUUCUGUUCCACCUGAUCAUACUUCCUUUUUCAUCAAUGUUGGUGAUACUCUUCAGGUAUUGACUAAUGGUAGGUUUAAAAGUGUAAAGCAUAGGGUUUUGGCUGACACAACAAAAUCAAGAUUGUCAAUGAUAUACUUUGGAGGACCACCCUUAAGUGAAAAGAUAGUGCCUUUACCUUCUUUAAUGUUAAAAAAAGAAGAGAGUUUGUACAAAGAGUUCACGUGGUAUGAAUACAAAAAGGCUAUGUACAAUUCAAGGCUGGCUGAUUAUAGACUUGGGCCUUUUGAAAAAUCUUAUGGCAAAUGAUGCAACAAAAAAAAAAAAAUCUGAAUUUUGGCACAUGAUAUUUGGCCUUUCUUUUUGGGUGUUAUGCAUUUGGGAUUCCAAUAGUUGACUCUACUUUUUUGACAUAUAAAUAUAUAUAGAAAGUGAAUAGGUUGUUUAAUUAUGAUGUUAUUCUAUUUUAUUUUUUGUACUUCUUUUUCUUGUUUAAUUGAAAUGUAAUAGUCACUAUUACUUUAUAUAUUGUUAUUGCAAUGAAAAUCUAAGUAAUAUUUUAUUGUGUUA
Molecule: messenger RNA, 1441 nt
Organism: Trifolium pratense (red clover)
Lineage: Eukaryota; Viridiplantae; Streptophyta; Magnoliopsida; Fabales; Fabaceae
Product: gibberellin 2-beta-dioxygenase-like
Exons: 3
Coding region: 167-1180 (337 amino acids)
Biological process (GO): gibberellin catabolic process; response to light stimulus
Source: RefSeq, a predicted model, not a curated record